AUGAGGAUCCAAGCCAAAGAAAAGGAACUGCUGGAUCUGAGACAGGCUGAAAUCACUCAAGGUGAUGUACUGUGGAGAUCAGUAGAGCAAUGGCAAGUCUGAUGCCACUUUCAAGCUCUACUGAGCUACAUUUUAGUCGAUGCGGGAGGUUUUGGGAGUUCUUGUUCAUACUUGGCAAAAUUAAAUAUCUAAUUAUGGUCAUCAUGACCCCUGUCUGUGUCUCUCACCAGCAAUCUGCACAGACAGCAGGGGAGGACAAUGAGAGGAUCUUUACUGAGCUGAUCCGCUCCAUAGAGAGAAGGUGCUGUGAGAUGAGAGAGCUGACCAGAGUCCAGGAGGAGACUGCAGUGAGUCAGACUGAAGAACAUAUCGAGACUGGAGCAGGAGGUGGCUGAGCUGAGAAAGAAAGAAAGACACUGAGCUGGAGCAGCUUUCACACACAGAGGAUCACAUCUAUGUUCUACAGGUAACAUCACUGCUGCUCUGACACCUGUCGUAUGUAUGUGUUUUAUGUCAUUUUUUUCUCGUAGUCCACACUUUGACUUCCUCUCUCCUGGUUUCUAGAAGUGCCAGUCAAUCUCUAUAUUGACUGAACUCACAGAAACACCCAGAAUCACAGUGGUUCCUCUGGGGGAUUUUGGUAAAGUGUGAGCGUCAGUAUCAGCACUCUAGAAGAGAUUGGAGGACUUGUUCAAAGGGGAAUGGCCCAAAAAAUCCAGGGCAGGUGAGAAUGGACACUUUACUGUAAUUCUAACUUUUUCUAUAGAACAUUACUACUCCUCUCUGUAUAAAGUCAAAUUCUUAUUCCUCCAUAGCCGGCACAGUGAAACCCCUGCAGUGUCCAGAGCCCCAGAUCAGACCAGAGUUCUUAUUAUAU
Messenger RNA from Coregonus sp. 'balchen', 877 nucleotides. NCBI's taxonomy places the organism in Eukaryota, Metazoa, Chordata, Actinopteri, Salmoniformes, Salmonidae. The record is from the annotation of a GenBank genome assembly.